UAUAAGUCAUUCUCAAUGCAAACCAACCCUCCAAAGUUCACAUUCUUGCUCUCUUUACCUCCAUAGCUCUAUCCAAUAUGGCUCCUUCUGUGCUCCCUGCUUCAUCACCUCUCCUUACAAGUGAAGCAAAUGAAAAAUAUGCGAAUGUGAAAUGGGAAGAGCUUGGAUUCUCUCUGAUUCCAACAGAUUAUAUGCAUGUGUCGAAAUGCAAACAAGGAGAGAGCUUUUCAGAAGGAGAGAUUGUUCCCUAUGGGGACAUUUCAAUUAGCCCUUGUGCUGGGAUUCUCAACUAUGGCCAGGGACUAUUUGAAGGUCUCAAGGCUUACAGGACAGAAAACGACCAGAUUAGGCUUUUCCGGCCUGACCAAAACGCGCUUCGCUUGCAAACUGGUGCGGACAGGCUUUGUAUGACAUCUCCUUCUGCGGACCAGUUCGUCCAAGCAGUUAAGAAAACUGUGCUUGCCAACAAGAAAUGGGUCCCUCCUCCUGGUAAAGGCGCUUUGUAUAUAAGGCCUCUACUCAUAGGUACUGGUGCUGUCCUUGGAAUAGCUUCAGCACCUGAAUAUACAUUCCUCAUUUACGUAUCUCCUGUUGGAAAUUACCAUACGGCAAGCUCAGGCUUGAACCUCGUAGUUGAUCAUAUGUAUCGCCGUGCCCAUACUGGUGGAACCGGCGGUGUGAAGAGCUGCACAAAUUAUUCUCCAGUUGUGAAAUCUUUGCGUGAAGCUAAAUCAUCAGGUUUCUCUGAUAUCUUGUUCCUGGACGCUGCAACUGGCAGAAACAUUGAAGAGGUUUCUACAUGUAAUAUCUUCAUUGCCAAGGGAAAUAUUGUGUCCACUCCACCAACUUCAGGAACCAUUUUACCAGGAAUCACAAGGAAAAGCAUAUGCGAACUAGCCCGUGAUAUCGGCUACCAGGUUCAAGAACGUGAUGUUUCAGUGGAGGAACUAUUAGAGGCAGAAGAAGUUUUCUGCACAGGGACUGCAAUGGUCGUUAAAGCUGUUGACACCGUGACAUUCCAUAACAAAAAGAUAAAAUACAGGACAGGAGAAGAAGCAUUGUCUACCAAGCUUCACUUGAUGUUAACCAAUAUUCAGAUGGGCGUUGAUGAAGAUAAGAAGGGUUGGAUGGUGGAGAUCAAUGGCUGUGUUGAAUAGAAUAAAAAAAAAAUGAAGGUAAAGAUAAAUAAAAUCAAAAAAGAAGAAGAAAGAAAUCAAGCAAAAACAUUGGAGAAAAAUCAAAUCUCUUUAAUAUUUGUCACAUUGUUGUUCAAAGAAGUAUUAAUCUAGGUUUCAAAAAAAAAAGAAGUAUUAAUCUCUAAAGAGUUCUUGUUUUAAGAGUUCAAAACAUCAAUGAGGAAAUAACUUAGCCUGUAAUCCGAAAUUUAAAAGUAACCUUUUGUUUUAUAUAUCGAUAUGAGAAGAGUUUGUCUUUA
Raphanus sativus (radish) is the source of this 1435-nucleotide messenger RNA. Its product is annotated as putative branched-chain-amino-acid aminotransferase 7. The transcript has 9 exons. The coding region runs from base 78 to 1157 and encodes 359 amino acids. Gene Ontology annotation, molecular function: branched-chain-amino-acid:2-oxoglutarate transaminase activity. The record is from RefSeq and is a predicted model, not a curated record. NCBI's taxonomy places the organism in Eukaryota, Viridiplantae, Streptophyta, Magnoliopsida, Brassicales, Brassicaceae. Gene Ontology annotation, biological process: branched-chain amino acid metabolic process.